AUGGAGGUAGUGGAGGAGUCCACUACUCAGCCCUUUCAUCAAAGAUCUGGUUUUGUUAAUGAAAUGGUGGAAGGGAUUACACUUUUGAGAUCUAGAUGGGGAAAAAACUUUGAACACUUGAAGAUUUGGCUUGAUGACAUAAAGUUAGCCACAAGUAAUUUUUCAGACAAAUACAAACUUGGAUCUAAUGGAUACUAUACUUGGUACAAGGUAGAUCUCAGCCAUUUUGAUAAAGAAAAACUUACUUCCGUAAAAGGGGAAAGUAGUAGUGAACUACCUAAGAGACACAACGAAGUAUAUAUAAAACGCUUUUUUCCUAAAGAUGAUGAGCACGAUGAAGAUUUAUUUUUUACAGAACUUGAAGUGCUUACUAGUGUUGAGCAUGACAACAUAGUCACUCUAAUAGGCUUUUGUGUUGAAGGUUUUGAGAUGAUACUUGUCACCGAGAAAUGUUCUAAUGUACUCCAAGAUUAUUUGGGUAAUGUUAGAAUCAUGCGUACUUUGACUUGGGAAAAACGUUUGAAAAUUUGCAUUGAUCUUGCACAUGCAUUGAGUUACCUUCAUUCUGAGAUGGAAGAGAAAAAAAUGAUAAUACAUGGUAAUAUAAAUUACGCUAGAUUUGGGUGGGACGAGAAUUUGGUGGCAAAGAUUGAUGACUUUGAGUUCGCAGUAUUCCUUCCUCAAAAUCAAAACGACGAAGUUCUGUGCAAAAGAACAGAUUUUGUGUCAAAGUACCAUGUGGAUCCAGAGUAUAAAAAGACUGGAAAGCUAAAAAGAGAGUCAGAUGUGUAUAGUUUUGGAGUUGUUUUGUUUGAAAUUCUAUGUGGAAGGUUUGCUUUCGACCAAAGUUACCUUAACGAGAGUGAGAAAGGGCUUGUUCAUGUGGCAAGACAAAACUUCUGUAAUGGAACAAUAGAAGAGAUUAUAGAUCCUAUACUAAAGGAAGAAACCAAUAUAAAGAGUUAUAAUCCAAAUAGAGGAGCCAACAAGGAUUCUUUACAUACAUUUAUAAAAGUUGCAAACCAGUGUGUGGCAGAGACUCAAGACCAUCGCCCAGCAAUGAAAGUUGUUCUCGACGAACUUAAGAAAGCAUUGAUCUUUCAGGAAAAGCGAGUACAACACACGGAUAAUGACCUAGUUGUCGACCAACUUGAGAUAACACCUCCAGAACUACUUCCUGAAAAGCGAGUACAAAACACCGAUAAUGACCAAGUUGUCGACCAACUUGAGAUAGCACCUCCAGAACUACUUCCUAACAACAACAAGGAUAACCCCAAAAUGUCACUUGAAGACAUAAAACGGGCGACACAAAACUUUCACGAUGACAAUUUCAUCGGUGGGGGAGGAUUUGGUAAAGUCUACAAAGGAAACCUUCAAGAUGGAGAUGGAAUUAAAACCAUCGUUGCAAAGCGAUUGGAUACAAGGUUUGGUCAAGGAGAACAACAAUUCUUUAGUGAGCUCCAAAUUCUUUUGGAGUAUAAUCAUGAGAAUGUCAUUCGUCUUGUAGGCUACUGUGAUGAAACUGAUGAAAAAGUCCUUAUCUAUGAGUAUUUGUCCAAGGGAAGUCUUGAUAGGUAUUUGAAUGAUACUUCUCUUACAUGGGUGAAACGACUUAAUAUAUGCAUUGAUGUUGCAAGAGCGUUGGAUUUCCUACAUGGAGGAGUAGGAAAACAAGUAAAGGUGAUACAUAGGGACAUCAAAACUGAAAACAUCCUGUUAAAGAAUGAUUGGAAAGCAAAACUGGCUGAUUUUGGGCUUUCGCUAAUAUGUUCAAUAAAUCAGGAAACAGACUAUAUCAUCGAUCAUGCGUGUGGCACAAGAGGAUACGUGGACCCACUUUAUAGACAAUCGGGAUUCCUUACCAUAGAAUCCGAUAUUUACUCGUUUGGUGUUGUUUUAUUUGAGAUUUUGUGCGGGAGAUCAACGUUUGCAAUCCACAAACAUGAGGGUCACUAUCUACCGGAUUUCAUUAAAAACAAAUUUGAAGAAGGAAAGCAUGCUGAGGUGGUGUUCGAACAAAUCAAGGAACAAAUCGUGCCGCAAUCGUUGGCUACAUUUCAAGAGAUUGCCUACCAAUGCCUACAUCUUGAUAGAGAAAAACGACCAACAACAAAAAAAGUUUUAAUGCAACUUAAGAAAGCAUUGGUAUUUCAAAACAUGGCAUCAACAAUGAACCAGUUUGCUCACUUACAAAUCCCACUUGAAGAUGUGGCGAAGGCCACCAACAACUUUCAUCAUGAUAACAUCAUCGAACAUGGUGGAGUUGGUAUCGCAUAUAAAGGACGACUCUUGUGGUCUGGGAGGUUGAUGGAGAUCACUGCACGGAGGUUUGAUUGUAAGCAUGGGGAUGGAGACCUCGAGUUCUUGGCAGAAAUUUCAGCACUUUCUGUUCUCAAGCAUAAAAAUCUAGUCUCUAUUAUUGGGUUUUGUGAUGAGAUAGAUGAAAAGAUCAUUGUAACCACGUAUGAGGCCAAUGGAAGUCUAGGGCAGUAUUUGAACAGCCUGAACCUCACAUGGAAGCAAAGAUUGAGGAUAUGUCUAGGUGUGGCUCGCGCGUUGAGUUACUUACAUUAUGACAAGGGACGUGAUUAUGCUAUUCUACAUUGUAACAUCAAUAGCAACACUAUUUUGUUGGACGAUAAUUGGGAAACCAAGUUAUCCGGUUUUGAAUUUUCCAUCAAACAAUCAGUAAACGAUAAGGAUCAAGUGUGCCCUUGUGAACACACUGGCACAUUGGGGUGUGUGGACCCAGCAAUUGAAAAGACGGGAGGUGUGACCCACAAGUCAGACAUCUACUCAUUCGGAGUUGUUUUAUUCGAAAUAUUAUGCGAGAGGAAAGCGUUAAUUCAUAACGAGGUUGAUAAGUCUCUAGCUCUGUUGGCCAAGCAUUAUUAUGAAAAGGGAACAUUGCAUGAUAUAAUCCAUCCUCCUCUAUUAAAUCAAAUAUUGUCUCCGCAAUCACUCCUCAUAUACUCAAAGGUAGCAUAUUCUUGCUUAAAUGAUGAUCGAGCACACCGCCCAGAUAUGCACCAUAUUAUGGCUAAACUUGAGAAAGCACUGGAACUUCAAUUGCGUGGUGAAAAUAUUGAAAACAAGUUGGGACAGUUGAAGAUUCAUCUCAAUAAUAUUAAAUCAGCAACAAAUAAUUUUUCAGAGGCAUACACAAUUUCAUCUUGGCCUUACGAUUAUACUUUGUACAGAGCGGAACUCCACUAUUUUGAUAAAGAACAUCUGAAGGGACAGAGCACUGUAGUUUUAAAAAGGUACCCUUCUGGACAUGACGUGUAUGGAGAAGAAGAGUUUUUUACAGAAAUUGAAAUACUUACCUGUGUUAAGCAUCCCAACAUUGUAAAUCUACUUGGAUUUUGUGUUGAGGAUUCUGAGAUGGUCCUUGUUACUGAGAAUAUCUCCAAUGGAUAUCUUAUUGAUUAUUUGGGUAACGUCAACCACAUGUGCAUUUUAACUUGGGUAAAACGUUUGAAAAUUUGCAUUGAUGUUGCACAUGCAUUGAAUUACCUUCACUAUCAGAUGGAAGACCAAAAGAUAAUAAUAAACCGUCAUAUAAGUAGCUACAGCAUUGGGUUGGAUGAGAACUGGGGGGCAAAGAUUGUUGACUUUUGGUUCUCGAUAUUCCUGCCUCCAAAUCAAGAAGCUCUCUUUCGGAACGAUGUUAUUGGCAAAAAGUUCUACAUAGAUCCACAAUAUGGGAUCACUGGUAAGUUAAAAAGAGAAUCGGAUGUUUAUAGUUUUGGAGUUGUAUUGUUUGAAAUUCUAUGUGGGAGGAAAGCCUUUGACCCAAUUUACAUGACGGAGAAUGUGAGAGGGUUGGGCCCUGUGGCAAGACAAAGCUUCCGCAUGGGAACACUAGAGGGCAUGAUUGAUCCUAUAUUAAAGGAAGAAACUGGUGAAAACAAUUUUGUUCUAAAUAAAGGACCCAACAAGGAUUCUUUGCACACAUUUAUGAAAAUUGCAUAUCAGUGUGUGGCAGAAACUCAAGACCAACGUCCGACAAUGAAAGUUGUUGUCAAGGAACUGGAGAAAGCACUAUCAUUUCAAUUGAAUUCAGAGGUAAAAUCUGAUUAUGCGGAGGAGAAGAGUCAUGCUUCUGUAAUUGAGACACAAGUAGUUGAGCUUACCAAUGAAUCGAAGAGUAUGAACAUGACUGACAAAUCUGAAAAUUUUGAAAUUCAUAACAAGGAAAAUAUGUUACAUGACCAGACAGAUGAGACGGAUGACCCAGCUGAACCUGAUUGUUGAAAGUCAGACUCUCAGGAAGGCUGCUACACGUUCCUGGCUAAAUAUGUUAGAAACAAGUGCACAGAUAUGAAAAGGAGGCUAAGUUGCAGGUUCUUUUGGUGGUUGUAUUAGGUGGGGUUGGCUGGACAGCAGUUCGCGUUGAAACUAGUCAUGUUUAUAUAGGUUAAGUUUAAACAAGUUGGGUGGAUUCUGUUGGACUUUUUUGCAUAUAAGUUAAUCUGUUUGUACAAGUGAAUGUCAUGUUGAU
Helianthus annuus (common sunflower) is the source of this 4504-nucleotide messenger RNA. RefSeq lists its product as uncharacterized. Gene Ontology annotation, cellular component: plasma membrane; plasmodesma. Gene Ontology annotation, molecular function: transmembrane receptor protein tyrosine kinase activity; ATP binding. Lineage: Eukaryota; Viridiplantae; Streptophyta; Magnoliopsida; Asterales; Asteraceae. The record is from RefSeq and is a predicted model, not a curated record. Gene Ontology annotation, biological process: protein autophosphorylation. The coding region runs from base 1 to 4257 and encodes 1418 amino acids. The transcript is spliced from 9 exons.